Vicia villosa (hairy vetch) is the source of this 974-nucleotide messenger RNA. RefSeq names its product glycine-rich RNA-binding protein RZ1A. Gene Ontology annotation, molecular function: zinc ion binding; RNA binding. The record is from RefSeq and is a predicted model, not a curated record. The coding region runs from base 74 to 712 and encodes 212 amino acids. The transcript is spliced from 4 exons. Lineage: Eukaryota; Viridiplantae; Streptophyta; Magnoliopsida; Fabales; Fabaceae.
AUUUUCAUCGACUUACUCUUCUUUGAAAACCUAGCGAGAACUGGUUCUUGUUCCGCCCCAGCUCACGUUUAUAAUGGCAGAUGAGGAUGAGUAUCGCUGUUUUGUUGGUGGCCUUGCAUGGUCAACAUCGGAUAGAAAGUUAAAAGAUACAUUUGAAAAAUUUGGCAAGCUUACGGAGGCGAAGGUGGUUGUUGACAAAUUCUCUGGGCGUUCUCGUGGUUUUGGAUUUGUUACAUUUGAUGAAAAGAAAGCAAUGGAAGAUGCUAUUGAUUCUAUGAAUGGGAUAGAUUUAGAUGGCCGAACUAUUACGGUCGACAAAGCUCAACCUCAUCAAGGAUCAGGUAGAGAUGCUAGAGAUGAUGGUGAUCGCUACCGAGAACGUGGUCGUGAUCGGGGUGAUCGUGACCGUGACCGAGGUGGUCGAGGAUCCAGUGAUGGAGGAUGCUUUAAUUGUGGUAAGCCUGGUCAUUUUGCUAGGGAGUGCCCUAGUGAAGGGGGAAGAGGAGGGAGGUAUGGUGGUGGCAGAGAAAGUAGAUACGGUGGAAGCGGUGGUGGUGGUGGUCACUAUGGUCCAGAUAGAAAUGGAGAUCGUUAUUCUGGAGGUCGUAGCAGGGAUUCGGGUAGUCGUGGAGAUUCUGGAAAUGAUCGUUACUCCCGUGAUCGUGAUCGUGCUGGACCAUAUGAACGACGUGGAUCUGGAGGCUUUCGUUGAUAUACUUUGGUCUUUUCAUUGAGCUUUGAAAUCAAAGAGGUUGCUGUUGAUGCUUAUCUUUCUUUUUCAUUCAGAAUGUUCUGGGAUUGUUGUUUGGAUGGACCAAUGAUACCGGUGUUUUGAAAUGCAAUACUUGGCACCUUUGUUAGACUAAUUAAUGUUCCUAUAUGCCGAUAGUUUGGUCUGUUGAAAUCUAAUGACAUACCGUUGAAUUCGAUGUUGUGCUCUAUGCUAUCAAUAAUUGCCGCUGGUUAUCUUGUGA